This is a messenger RNA of Oenanthe melanoleuca, 3626 nucleotides long. Its product is annotated as neuritin-like. Bases 56 to 472 code for a protein of 138 amino acids. The transcript is spliced from 3 exons. The record is from RefSeq and is a predicted model, not a curated record. Gene Ontology annotation, biological process: nervous system development; neuron projection extension. NCBI's taxonomy places the organism in Eukaryota, Metazoa, Chordata, Aves, Passeriformes, Muscicapidae. Gene Ontology annotation, cellular component: plasma membrane.
GGUGGUGCGGACACCGGCAGAGGGAGCGGGGCUGCAGCCCGAGCCCGGCGGAGGGAUGGGGCAGCGGCGGGGCCCGGCCGUGCUCCUCCUCGCCCUGGGGCACCUGGCCGGGCUGCUGGCAGCCGGACCCGCCUGCGCCGGCGCUUACCGGGGCCUCUCGGACUGCGUCCUCAAGCUGGGGGACAGCAUGGCAGCGUACGAGGAGGAGGAGGGCAUCGAGCUGCAGGGGCUGCACCGAGUCUGCCGGUAUUGGGAUGAAUUCCACACCUGUGCCCUGACAGUGCUCUGGGAGUGCCAGAAGGAAGCAGCAGCUGUCUGGGAGAUGCUGAGAAGGGAGUCCCGAAAAACCAAAUUUCAAGGCAGCUUGUUCGACCUCUGCAGCCCCAGCAUGGCCCAAAGCUUUGCCUGGACCCAUGUUCCCAACAUUUCCAUCCUCAGCAUCCCCCUCAUCGUCACUUGGCUGAACUUAUAAACUGCAGCUCUCUGAGUAUCCCAACAAAAGUGGUGGCAGUGUGUGGUGUGGCAUCUUUCAGAUCUGUUUUCCAAACCUUUGAGGAAUACACUGUGUGGAGCUCAGAAACUCCUAGCUCUAUUCUGCACCUGUGAGACAUGGAAGAGCUUGGCAGCAUCUCCAGGGUGUUGACAUUUCUCUGUAAUUUGCAAUAACUCCUGUCCUCUUCUGCCUCAAGGCACAGGCACAGAUCUGGCUGUUGGGAGACUUGGGAACUUGUAAAUACAGGGCACAGGAUUUGGGGAGAAAUGAUAAAUUCUAGAAAAAGGAUGAAUGCUGGACACUUCUGCACUCUUCUAUGGCAACUGGAAGGAAACCUGUUUACUUUGCUGACUCUCUCUACCAGAUCAACUCCCCAGGGUUUUAAUUUGGGCACUCAAAACAAAAUGGGUAUUUUUCCCACUGCUUCAUGAGGUGCAGGGGAUGGUGCCUGUCCUGUCACAGGCUGAAAGGAGACCUUACUGCCCUGUACUGGCCUUUUUUCUUUGAGGAUAUGUUAAAACCCCUGCUGAACAAUAAUCACAGUUGCAUGACUUCUCUUGCACACAUCUGAAUUCCUGAGUAACUUCUGUGUUAUGUGUAAAUCCCUUUUCUAAGGACAGAGGUGAAAAACAUCUGGAGGGAGGAGUAUCAAGCAAGGAGGACAAAAGGGAUUUAUAGCAACUCUUCUGCUUUAAUGCUUUCCCCAAGGUACCUGUAAGCAGCUGUGGAUAGAAGUGUGUAAUUCCAGAGAAUUAAAGUUUGUUGUAGAGCCAACAGCAUGGCAGAAGUUAUUUGUCCUGGCUCUUGCUCAAAAGCACAGUCUCCUCUUGUCUCCUUUAUGGCUCAGAGUGUUGUCAGUUUUGCAGCUUCAGUACAAGCAUGGAAGUAUUUGGAACUGAGAGGUGUUUGCAAGUGAUUUCUGAGUAUGUAGGAGAAACACAACAAUAUUCUGGAUUAGCCCAAGGCAGUCUAUGUUUUCAGGAUGUUGAUGGAUCUCUAUGCCCUGCCUGGCUGUACAGGGUCAUGGGAUGUGUGCUGACAGUGUGAGCAGGGAAACCAGGGCCCUGCUAACUCCCAAAGAUCCUUCCAGAUGCAUUCCAGGCAAGCUUCUAGAGCAAAGGAUCUUUUUCCUAACAGUGGUGUUGGGUCACGCUGCCUUCCCCUGGCACUCACGUGUUUCUCCUCUUACACUCGCUAUCAACACUCUGCCCCUGCAGCAGCAGCAGGAGAUAAUGAAGAAAUUGGCGCAAAUUCCAAGAAAUAAACCAGGGCAGAGCAGCUGGUGUUCAGACAGCCCUUCUGUGCUCGAGUUGUUACUUAUAUAUUCAGUACUCAGCAUCUGGGGCACAAAGCCUUAGGGUGAGCAGUGGAGAAAGGGUAAAUCAGAGCAUGGUAAAACCUGGAGUGAACCACUCAGGUGCUUAAUUCUUACUCCAAACCAAGAGCAUUGUUUGCUCUUUGAUCCUGCUCCCCCCUUACCUGUUACCUCUUGUGGCUGGAAAACGCUGAAGCAGGGGAAAAUCACAUACAACCAAGACUGGAGUAUUUUGGCUGUAAAUCCUGUACCUAUUCUUUGUUUAGAACAGCUAUUUAAUGCAUUUAGGAAAAGAAGUUAGCACAGCCCCCAUAAAAUCCCAUAACCCUUGCCUUUUCUUUGAAUUUGGCAAUUCCUCUCUUAAAAUUUUCUACGUUGAAAGCUUUGGGGAAAAGGAAGGUAAAAUUAUCAGAUCUGCAAGAAAUCUUUUUGCAAAACCAUGGAUGCAAAUGGCUGACUGCCACUGUCUCUGAGAAGAGCAGGUCUUGGGACAUAUCUUCCCUGGAAGCAAAUCCCUCAACUAUUGCACACAAAAAACCCCGCAAAGAUUCAUUAAGAAACAAAGACCAUCUGCCACUGUUCUGGUAUUGGGAGCAGAUUUUUUUUUUAAGCCAAAGGUGCUUCUAAAUCUGACUGAAAGCAUGUGAGAGAAAACUAGGUCUCACAGUAUGAGAGUGAUGAGUUUCCUCAAUCAGUAUUUCAUUUUUAGCAGAACUUCCUCUAUGACUAGGACAAUUACAGUAAAAGUCCUUUAAAAAAAAAAAAAAAAAAAAAAGAAAAAAAGUGCUACACAUAUUCAUUUCUUGUAGGCAGUCAGCAGCCUUUCAGAAAGAUUUCUGAUCCUACAGCAUACUUCAUGCUGAUGCAGUGCAGCUCCUGGGAUGUCCUGCAGCCUCAGUGUUAAAGCUCCAUUUGUCAAGGAUUCUCCUCAUAGCUUUGCCGUGAGUUUCUCCAGAUACAAAGCUGUUCCCAAAUUUCACCCCUCCAGGGAAGCUGCUGAAGUGGUUACAGCAAGUCUUGCAUAUUCAAAAAGAAAUGGGUUAAGUGUCCCUUAGUCCGAAGUUUUCACCUUUGUUCUUACAGGGGAACAAAGGUGGCAGCUCUGUUAAUACAGACCCACAGCAACUCUGGGAGCAGCUGGAAGAACGUGGCUUUGUCUCCUUGUUCUCAAAUUCACUGUAAUUAAUCUUUAGCUCCCACUUGCCUCAAGAACAGCCCUGAACACAGGAGCUCACACCACGCUUUGGUGUGGUAUUAAUCCUUAAAGUAAACCUGCAAACCUUCCCUGUCCCUGCAGGGCUGGAAUGUUCUUUCUCAAGUACAGCACCAAGAAGCAGAGGACAAAAUGACCCUGAAGGAGUCUUAAAACAUGACUAACAGCUUACCAGCGCUUGCUACCCCAAGGCAGCACUGCCCUCUGCUCCAAACCCAAACACAGGCACACUCCCUGCUCCUUUCUGAGGGAGAUACUGGCACCUACUGGAGACCAGUUUACAUCCAGGCUGAUGUGACUGGGAGAAAGGCAAGUAUCCUUGUAUAUGAAAAAUGAGCAGAUUUUGAGAAGGGAUGAACUGUCUUGCUGCAGGGGCAGCCCUAGGAAGUGACCUCAGGGUGGCCCUCCAGCCUGACUCCUGCCCAGACAAACACUUGUGUAAUUUCAUCUUUCUGAAAGGCUUCUGCUGUUUGAAACUCUGCUUACAGGGGCUUUGGUCAGGAAGGGCUCCUGGUGAAAUCCCCCAAUAUGGAAAGUGCUGGUUACCUUUUUUUUAGACAGUAAUCCUCCUCUGGAGAUCUGCUGAGUAUGUACAGCAGCAGGAU